CACUCCUGACUUCAAAAAUUGCUUUGCCGGUGGUUGUCGAUGUCGAGACGUCGCUUCCGUUUAAUUAUCCUUCGCUUCAAUGAGUCGAUUGAUCAACACGUGCGUCGAUUGAACGGGGGGUGGUGGUGGGGGUGAUUAUUGGUGGACUAUCACGCGCCGAUUUGCGUUGGUAAUUAACGUAGGAACUAAAAGCGAGGUUGAAUGGGGUGAGUUCGCGCACUGUGUCUCUGGACUCGUACCGUAACGAGAGGCCUGUGUUUUAUCGCGUUUAAAGUUGCGUCGAUUGUCGAGUUUAAAGUAUCUCAAGUUGGGUUUUUAAAUCCUUUAUUUUCGUAUUAAUUUGGCGUUCGCGGGGGCGCUCUACGCGAUGGCUUUCGUGGCGAAAAAGCCCGGGCAGAAGGAGAGGUUUUCCCUUUUGAUGCUUGACUUGGGCGAGUUUUACUUUGAACAUCAUUCUGCUUUCUACACCAGUAAGGAGGAUGGCAGAAAAGUGAAAGGUUCAUUUAAGAUUUGCUCCAAGUCCUUGGUGUUUGAGCCAGAGAGCAUUAAAGAGCCCAUAGUUAAGUUUUCCAUAAAGGACUGCACCAAGAUUGAAGAAAUUGGCUUUGUAAAUACCUUGAACCCAUUUGAUGAACCGAAAGGAUCUGGCUGUGGAUUGGUUUGUAAGCAGGUCUUGGAAAUCAAGAAAGGAAAUGAAAUUGCACCAUACAUAUCAAGCCGUGGAAGCCAAGAGUAUGAGUUUUAUUUUGAACAUGGAGACCCCGAGGAUAUAUUGCACACCAUCCAUCAGCUGCACAGAGCAUCACAGUUGGAAAAGCUUGGAGAUCAAGCCGCAAUGAUCACGGCUAUAUUGCAAUCAAGACUUGCCAGGGCUUCGUUCAACAAAACGAGGCUUGACUUUGCGGACGAGACGGCGUGCGUGGAGAGGGCGGCUGAGAUGGUGACGGCGCUGGUCACAAACCCCGGGCACGUGUGUGUGACGGAGUACCACCUCUUCUUUCAGCCGCUCAACUCCUUCCCGGACCCUGUCUUGAAGAUUAAACUCAAGGAAAUACGGAGAAUCUUCAAGCGGCGACACGGGUUGAGGCCUGUGGGACUCGAGGUGUUUUGCACCGAGAAGGAUUUUUGCUCCGACAUCUACUUAAAGUUCUACCACAGCAAAGACCGGGAUGAAGUCUACUUUUACAUCGCUUCCCAGCUUGACAACCACAUAGUGGAGCACACCGCAGAGAGCUUCAUGAUGCAGUGGCAGAGAGGCCUCAUCUCCAACUACGACUACCUGCUGCACCUCAACAACCUUGCCGACCGCAGCUGCAACGACCUGUCCCAAUACCCCGUCUUCCCAUGGGUCCUCAACGACUAUAGCAGCCAGGAACUGGACUUGAACAAUCCGGACUUUUACAGAGACUUGAGCAAGCCCAUCGGUGCCCUGAAUCCAGAACGGCUGGAGAGAUUGCUGGAACGAUUCCGCGAUAUGCCCAUGGAGCCAAAGUUUUUGUACGGCAGCCACUACUCAUCCCCGGGCUAUGUUCUCUUCUACCUUGUACGUGUGGCGCCGGAACACAUGCUGUGUCUACAGAACGGAAAGUUUGACCACGCAGACCGCAUGUUUAACAGCAUUGCCGACACUUGGAGAAACUGCUUGGAAGGUGUCACAGACUUCAAAGAGCUGAUUCCCGAAUUCUACGGGACUGACACAAGUUUCCUGAGGAACGUCCACAACCUGGACCUCGGCGUGCGACAGGGAGGACAGAGGAGCAACAAUGUGGAGCUGCCUCCUUGGGCUAAAGAUGCGGCGGACUUCCUGGCAAAGCAGCGUGAGGCUCUGGAGAGCGCCCAUGUCUCUGAGCACUUGCACCAGUGGAUCGACCUCGUGUUCGGUUACAAGCAGCAGGGCAGUGAGGCCAUCGCGGCGCACAACCUCUUCCAUCCACUGACUUAUGAAGGAGGAAUCAACAUCGAAGGGGUCCGCGAUGCCACGGACAAAAUAGCGGUGCUGACCCAGAUCCUGGAGUUCGGACAGACUCCGCUACAGCUCUUCAAGACGCCGCACCCGCAGCGUCUCGCUCCGCGCUACCACAGCCACUCGGCCCGCUCACCCUCCACUCCCAGCAGCCGUGGUGUGCCCUGGACCACCGUAGAUCCAGCGACCGACGCAAGUCCUGAAGACUCGUGCUUUGAAGACCUGACGGAGGACAGCAAAACACUCAUUUGGAGCAACCUCGGCGAGAUGAAGAUCUCUUCACGGCACAAGUUUCACAAGGAUCCGGUGUCUGCGAUCUGCACCACGUCCGAUGACUCUGCCGUGUUCACCACAUCUCAAGACUCGACCUUGAAAAUGUUUUCCAAAGAUUGCAUGGCUCUUCAACGCAGCGUCGCAUUUUCCUUCAUGGCCCUGUCUACAUGCACAGUGCUCCCUGGAGACUCCACCGUUAUAUGUGGCUCCUGGGAUAACAACGUGUACUUCUACUCGAUAGCGUUUGGCCGCAGGCACGACACGCUGAUGGGGCACGAUGACGCUGUGUCGCGCGUCUGCUGGCGCGCCGACGUCCUCUACACUGCCUCCUGGGACUCCACGGUCAAGAUGUGGUCAUGCCGGGCUGAAGACUUGAUGAGUCAGCGGCGGAACAACUGUGAGCUCCUUGUAGAGCUGGAACAUGAUGCUGGGGUGUGCUGCAUGCACGUGAACGAGGCCAACACGAUGCUCGUUUCCGGAGCCAAAGACGGCCUCGUCACCAUAUGGGAUCUGGAGGCCUACGUGGUGCUGAGGCAGCUCCACGCGCACGCGGGCACCGUCAACGACAUCGCCUUCAGUCCCGAUGGGCGGCACUUGCUAAGCUGCGGGGAUGAUGGAUACCUGAAGGUUGUGGACGUACAAACCGGCACUGUCACCGCUUCGUGUUUGGCGAACACACCUCAAAGGUGUUUGCGCUGGGAUGGGCACACGGCGUUGACGGGCAGUCAGGAUGGAGAGCUCCGCGUGUGGAAUGGAACCACCCUGGAGCUUACCAGCAGAAUCCCCGGACACAACGGAGCCGUCACGUGUCUGCACUUGGACGAGACGAAGGGCUCGCUGAUCAGCGGUGGAGAGGACAAACAAAUAAUCUUCUGGACUCUGCGCUAAGCGUCGUCCCACGCCUACCUCGCGACUUCCUUCGGGCGGAACCAGCCACCGUCGGGGAGGGAGCACAGAAUGCGUGGAACCUCCCUCGGCGAUACGACGCCGCUGCGGUGAAUCCUGUGCCAACUGCGGUCUCCGUCCGUUCACCGUCUCCGCUCUGUCGAGGGGCCCUUGAGCUCCAGCGCGAGGGAGGCUCCUUGGUUUCCCCUUGGCGACUGAGCGAGUGAGAGCGUGCGCGUGCCGGGCUGUGUUCUCUGCAUUGCGACGUUUGCCCACCAACUUGGAACGUGAAAAGCCUUGCCGUUGUUUACACUAAAAGGACCCCCGUGGAACUGCUGGGGGGGGGGGUGAAGUGUUAGGAAGCUAUCGCCCGCGUAAUGCUGAUUUUACAGGAAUGGUCUAUCCUUCUUAAAAUCCGAAGCCAGACGGAGUGCCCUGUUAUUAUUAAUUGUCUGUAAAGUAUUUACAUUGUGAACGCGAUUCCUGUUGAAUUCUGUUUUUGUACAAUUCGCGUUUUAAUCCGUAUCGACCCGCUGCAUUUGAAUUCUCCGAAGGUCCGAUAUUCAAGCCGAGACUUCACUGCACUGCUUUGUCGGGGGGUGCGAUGCACUCGGCGUUUGCGCAACUCUCCUCCACUCGAUCCGAGACAUUCUGUACGCGCGUGAGAUGGUUGUUUAGCAGAAACGAAACCCGCAAAUAAUGCCUCGCCGUUAAACUGUUUUGUUCCUUCGAUCCUACAGCUGCAAUUUGCAAGGUGUCAUGGCGGGGGGCAGGGGGGGGUGGGUAAACGUGAGUCGCGCAGCAGCCCGUGGUGUCACGGUUGACGGCAGCGGACUUGCAACCCCGAGGUUUGCUGGUUCCGUUCAACCUUCCCGUCACGGGUUGACCACAAGUUGAGCGGUGGGGUAAAGCCGUGGGCACUCUCGCCCCUGCUCUUCUGAGACGAUGUCUUGGCCAGCGUGGAAGAGUAGGCCAAAGACGCCUUCUAGUAUAUCGAGGGACUCUCUCGAGGUCGGCCCGCUGCCAGUGGCGUGACAAAUUGCAGGUCGGAACCCUGAUUUACCCAGCGGUGAACGGAAGCGGUUCGGCGUGGGCGGGAAUUUAGUUUUAUUUUUUAUUUUCGUGGAUUUGGUGGCCUCGUACAGUAUUUACUGUAAUUAUGAAAACCACUGCACGGUUGAAUUAUGACAUUCGCAAUAACUGCCUUCUGAUAAUACCCUCUACGUUCGUGUUGGCCAAAUUUAGGCGGCUGCAGAAAGCUAUUGCAUGUACCGCACACAUUGAUUAUUGCUUUUAUAUACAUAUAAAACAGGUCGACGAAAAUGAAUGAAUGGCGCAAAAUACAAUUUCGUCCCUCCCCAUUUUGGGGACGACCCCCAUCAGCUGGAAAAUGACGCCCGUUCAUUCCUCGGCGCGACUUAUGGGUUCGUUUUCAUUUAGCUGGCGGGGGUGUUAUUGCGUCCAACAAAGACAUUAAGCUGUGCCUUUUUUUUUUUGGUCGUGAGCUCGGGCUGAUGAAGAUGGGAUCGGUGCUCCACAAAACGGCCUUCACGUGCGACGCAGCACAGAGCAGCUGACCCGUGCCCUGCUGCGAAAUCUUAGCCGGAGCGAAUCCAGUAUGACGUUGACAACUGUUGGCGCUAAAUAUUACCAAUUUAACCAGCAAAGCCACACCGACACUCUUGCCAGGAUAGGCUUUGAUUAGGAUGUUCUGGCCAACUCACAAAUUAAAUUGUUAUAGUUUAUUUCUCCCCCCCCCCAGUCUGGAAUCGAACCCUGGCAGGGCUUGCUGCGAAACACGAGAGUUACCACUACGCCAUCCUGGCGGCCCAACAAAGCUACGGCUUUCUCCGCACGUGGCGCUUUGCCCGAGGUGUCGCAUUUUAAACUUGGUAUUGUGCUCGUGAAUUAUUUUGCGACCUUAAUGGUGGUGCUGUUUGUUUUUUUGUUCGUGCAUCCUACUUAAUAGUUAACGUGCUGCCUUUCUUUUGCGAAAUGCACGACAGAGACGACACCCCAUGGCUGCCGAGUGCCUUCAAAUCAUCAUCAUCAUCAUGCCACUAACUGCAUAUAUAGGAUUGCGCCAAAGGUUUUAUACAUGCUAUUCGUAUUCAUUAAAACGGCUUGUGAUUUAAAGUAUCCUGCCAGGAAUGGAAAUUGAAGGUUAUAAUUUAUAUAGAAGAUAAUCCCAACCCAAAGAGUGUUGCUACAUUGCAGAUAAGGCUUUCUCAUUAAUUGCCUUAAUUCUUCGCGCGAGAAUCUGCAUAAGAUGCGUGGUGCGGUGCACAUGUUCGAUUCUUACCCAAUGCAUUAUACACCGGUGGCAAUUAGAAUCUGAACCUGGCCUGAUCCACCACCUGGGUUUAACUCGGCCCAUAAUAACGAGUGGCUGGUGCAGUGGUCCUGAUCGAAUUGGCGCUGGGGAGAGUGCAGUCUGCGCGGGGGUGCCGCUCUUCACCAUCGUUUGCCGUCUUCCGCCAAGACGACACUCCUCGAACGGCGGCUGCUGCUCGCUCGCGGACGGCGGCAGCGCCGUGUGUAGUGGGGGGGGGGGGGUACAUCGAUGCGCCGCACCCGACGUUCAAGGCGUUAGAGGCUCGUCGCGACGCACGCGGCAAAGGUUGCACAUGCGCACGUUUUAAAAUGUCAGCAGGUGACGCGGUCGUCGUCACGUCCGUGCGCGUGUUGCGAACAAAAGUACGACACUGAAAAUGAGAUCGGUACAGACACGAUGGUUAAACACGCACGGGGGGAGGGGGGGGUAGCGUUUAAACCCUUGCACCCCCCCCCCCUGCCCACCACAAUAAGCUUAAAAGGAUAACCAUGCACACGCAGUGUAUUUGUCAUUGUCUUAUAACGACAUCUGUUAGAAUGCAUCGCUUAACAGCUCGUCGUUGGCAUUGGUGUUAGCCAGUGUCAGCACAGGCUUUCGCGACCAGUAAUACAGGUUUUUUUGGGUUGGAUCACGUAAAUAUCAAGAUGUCUGUUAAAUCCGACAGCCAAUUGGUAAGGUUUGUCACGUAAGCAGAACAUGCCAUUUCGUUAAGAAUGUAGCACAUCGUUUUGUUGGAAAGCAAAUCUACAACAUUUACAAUCUGAGUGCGACGCUUCGCCAGUAAUUACAACCGGCAUUGCUGGCGUGACGUCAGAUGGUAAACGUGGAUUUACUGGAUUUACUCUCCAACACACUGCUGUGCUUGUAACGAAUUUACAUGUUCUGUUUACGUGACGAACCUUACUAUUUGGCUGGUGUCGGGGUGGUGGCGGAUUUUAACGACACAUUUACGCGAUCGAACCCAAAAAAUAACUUUAAUUAUGGAUUGGUGUUAACGUUCAACGCAUUCUUUCCCACUGAUGCGAUGAUCGUUGCAAUGCCACAGCUGUCGCCGGACGCCCACCGAGGAACGCUCCUGCGGUGUUGUUUGUCGUUUCGUUUUUAUUCUUACCACCACAGCACCUCCCGAUGUUAGCACGGUCGGCUACGGACGGUGCCAAAAGUUCAACGUGCGUACGAUGGUAGCAACGCAGGGCAUCAUGUGAAAGCACGCCGCCGUUUUCGUCUGCACGCACACGUGUUAAAUAUCGCAUUUGUCUGACAGUGGAUGUUGUGUACAAACAUAAUUACGCCAAAUAAAUAACCAGCUUUUUAAAUAUACAGCGUCAUCCACCGAUUUUUGUUGCAAAUGGGUGACGUACUUGUACCGCAGUGAGUGGUUUCAAUCUUUGCACGCGACUCGUGUGAUUUUUUUUUUUU
This is a messenger RNA of Lethenteron reissneri (Far Eastern brook lamprey), 6875 nucleotides long. It is a transcript of the gene NSMAF, whose product is annotated as neutral sphingomyelinase activation associated factor. Gene Ontology annotation, molecular function: protein binding. The record is from RefSeq and is a predicted model, not a curated record. Lineage: Eukaryota; Metazoa; Chordata; Hyperoartia; Petromyzontiformes; Petromyzontidae.